This is a messenger RNA of Nymphaea colorata (pocket water lily), 1262 nucleotides long. Its product is annotated as protein PTST, chloroplastic. The record is from RefSeq and is a predicted model, not a curated record. The coding region runs from base 163 to 1089 and encodes 308 amino acids. Lineage: Eukaryota; Viridiplantae; Streptophyta; Magnoliopsida; Nymphaeales; Nymphaeaceae. The transcript is spliced from 9 exons.
UAUUCUGUAUUUUUUCUGUUGAGAAACUCUCCGUUUCCGAAGCCUUUCUAGCUUUGCGGUAAUGGAGUCUUGACACGGGCCCCUUUCGCUUGCCGAACAAUCGGCAGGAUAGCUCUUGUAUUUUUUUUCUCCCCAGAUAAGAAACUAGUAAAGGAGGUCCCAAUGGCAGGCUGUGCCAGGUGUUCGGAGAUAACUGGGACAUGGGGCUUGUGGAAAUCAAAGAAGCAAGUGGCUUCCCGGCUCCACAAGUCUUGCAAUUAUUCGUCCACCGCAUGCGUGAAACCAAAAUUGAGGAGGGUCUCAUUGUUGGCUUACACAAUAACUUCACAGUUCAAUCAUUGGGCUAAGAAAUUUUCAGUGGACUCUUCCUUUCAGACCUCAGAACAGUGGAGAAUCUUUUCCUUGCCUGUUAAUCUUGAAAAUGAAGCUGGAUCAUUAGCUAACUCCUCAAGUGAUGUUGAUUUUAUUUCUGAAGACCAGCCUGAUGAACCUGUCUCUAAGAUUUUAGACAAUGAUCAGUUGGAGAUGUUAUUGACCGAUUCAGUAAGAGAGAAUCUGACAAGGAAACUGAGUGAGGCAAAUCAACACAACAGAUUUCUCAAGCGGCAGUUACAAGUCAAAGAAGAUGCUUUGGUCAAAUGCACAGAAGAACUUGCGCUUAUGGAACUUGAGCUACAGGCUUUAAUCGGACUGGCAGAAGAGGUAGCUAAAUCUGGGGUCCCUCCUGGUUCAAGGAAGAUAAAUGGAAAAUAUAUCCAUUCUCAUCUUGUCUCUAGGCUUGAAAAUCUCAGUGAGAAACUCAAGGAGCAAACAAAGGAUGUUGGUGACAUGAAAUUCAGGAAUGUUUCUCUGUCCUGGUUUGGCAUGGCUGAGUGUGUGCAGGUUAUGGGCUCGUUUGAUGGAUGGAGCCAAGGAGAAGAUAUGUCACCAGAAUAUACAGGUGGCGCAAACAAAUUUUCUGCAGAAUUAAAGCUUAGGCCUGGAAGGUAUGAGAUCAAAUUUUUGGUGGAUGGAGAGUGGCAGCUGUCAUCAGAGUUGCCUACUACAGGGGAAGGGAUGAUGGAAAACAAUCUUCUGAUCGUGGAAUAGCAGACCCAAGUUGCCUGAUUUAAGGAUAGAUCAGAUCCUACAAUCAGCAUAAGCAUUACAUUAGUUUCUAAUAACUAUAUAUGUUUUCUUCCUCUCUUUCUUUGCAAGGAGAGGGGUUAUAUUUAUGUAGAUAUCCAUUGAAUGGGCUCGAUAAUCUAAAGUCAGUUUAAUUA